Molecule: messenger RNA, 237 nt
Organism: Echinostoma caproni
Lineage: Eukaryota; Metazoa; Platyhelminthes; Trematoda; Plagiorchiida; Echinostomatidae
Source: the annotation of a GenBank genome assembly
UUGUUCAAACUGUUAGACAAAGCCAAUCGGGAACUGAAACGGUACAGUCACGUGAACAAAAAAGCCCUGGAUCAGUUUGUUUCACAUUCGGAAGAGAAAGAAAAAUUGUUAAAACGCAAAGAAGAGUUGGAUCGGGGUUGUCAAGCCAUUAAGGAUUUGAUGAAUGCAUUAGAUCAUCAAAAGUACGAGGCAAUCCAGCUCACAUUCAAACAGGUACACGUAACUACCUCUGGUUAA